AUGAAUUGUCGUUGCACAAAAGUACUACUUAUUUUAGUUCAUAUCGUAUUGGUUUUCACAAUUAACGAUCCUUAUUUAACAUUAGGUUUAUCGAAAAAAGCUUCGAACAGAGAAAUACGGUCGGCUUAUAAAACUCUUGCUAAAGAAUGGCACCCGGAUAAGAAUAGUAAUCCUGGGGCAAAUGAAAAAUUCAUGGAAAUAACGCAAGCAUAUGAGAUACUAUCAGAUCCUUCAAGGAAGGAUCGAUUUGACAGAUAUGGCACUUUUGAUGAGCCGGUCAAUACGAAUGUCUAUACUUUUGAUCCAUUCAAUGGAUUUUUUGGAUAUGGUUACAACGGUUUUGAUAGUGGGAACUCUUUUUUUCAAAAACAUAGAAUUUCUAACAGGCUUUUUUCACGUACUAUUCUUGAGCGCAGUAACUUCAGUCCAGUAAUGAUUUUUGCCUAUUCUGGAUAUUGUCAGUUAUGUUUUCGUCUCGAAUCAGUUUGGCAGAGUGUAGUGGAAGACAUCGAACCACUUGGAUAUGGCAUUGGAACAGUAAAUGCUAUGAGUGACGGUAAUUUAUUGGAAAGGCUUCGAGUUUCUCGACUUCCGUCCAUAGUCGUUGUAGUAGAAGGACGAGUAAUACAUUAUAGAGGAAAUAUGCAAUCUCUUUCGGCCAAAGCAGUGCGUUUAUUUGCUCGCGAUGUUAUCCCUAGUGUUUUUUUGGCUAGAAUAAAUAAUUAUUCUGGGCUUAGACGAUUCAUCGAUCAGUGGCGAACUACAAAUAAGAUAUCGGUUUUGAUAUUCGGUAAUAAAGAAGAGCCAAGAAUGCGCUACAUGUUGCCUGCUAUGAAAUAUUCAACUUUUGCUCGUUUUGCCUAUAUUUAUUUAAAUGAACAUAGUUUGGAAAUUGCAAAAAUGCGUGAAGCGCUCGAUAUAAAAAAUUUAAAUUCGGAUACUAUCCUUAUCUUUAAUGAUUACCCGCAGAACGGACCCGUAGCACGUCUUUCUGUGGAACAAAAUCAAAUGUCAGUCGAUUCAAUUAGAUCUUUCAUCGAAAGCAAUAAGCAUCUUAUUCUCCCGAGGAUUGCUUCUCAAGCACAUUUUGAUGAUCUUUGUCCUAUUUCACCUCGUGCUUCUCGAAAAUUAUGUGUUAUGCUAGCCAUAAUGGAUUCAUCGUAUGACUUGAAAUUUGAAAAUAUUCUACGAGAUUUCGUUCGCAGAGCUAAAUCAGUAAAUAAGCCUAGUGAACUUCAGUUUACCUAUAUUUAUAUCAAUAAACAAGAAGAUUUUAUCAAACCUUUCUUCGAAAGCGCUUUACAGAUUAAUCAUUCAUUUAAGAGUAAUAAACGUAAUAUUUUUGUGAUUUGGCGUCUCGAAUAUACUCGGGCACGAUUUGUUUGGCUCGAUGAUAUAUGGGAUGAAAAUCAAAUAAGUAUGGACGAAAUCCAUUUCAGGAAUAAAAUUGAUGAAAUUAUAAGCGGAACAAUCAAAUUUGAGAAUGCAAUAACGAUUCAAAAGCUGAUUGAUGAAUAUCGUCCAUCUUGGUUUACACGUCUAUCUCGAGCUGCCAUUCGCAUGACUGAAACUGCUUGGUUUCAUCUAACAAAAGAAGAAGCGCUACCGGUAUUGAGUGCAGUUGGCACUUUUCUCGUUAUACUUUUGGUUGGAUAUGUUUUGAGCUAUGUUAAUAAUAAUGAUAAAAUGCAUCAGGUAAAGACAUUCUGGGUUUUCUUUAGUGAUAGGAAAAAACACUCCGAUAAAGAAGCAGAGCAGUGGCAUCCGGAGGAUCCUCAUGUUAAUUCAGGAAACAGAACGAAAAUAAGUCGUCAACAGAGGAUAAUGCGGGAAAUGCAACCUUUUAUACAUGAAUUGAGGGCUGAAACAUAUUUUGGUAUGAUUCGACUUCUGAAACCUGGUUGUCGAUCAAUUAUAGUGUUGACUGAUGCGGAAUCUAAAGAGAUUCUUCUGCCACAAUUUGCCAGUUAUCUUUGGCCGUUCCGAAACAACAAAACGUUUUCAUUCGGCUAUUUAAUGGUCGAAAAAAAUCUUGAUUGGUUUCGUAAACUAUUGGAACAUACCUUGCCUGCCGAUACGGAUGAUUUCAGCCAAUCUUCAUUGAGUUCGAGGCUUCAUAAUAUCAAUCCAAAAAGAACCUUAGGAACUGUGCUUGUUUUGUGCGGGUGGAAGCUUUAUUUUAAUAUGUAUCAUCCCAUGCACACUUCUUCUAAGCGGAAAAAUUUUCUUGGUUUCGAUGACGAUGGUGAUAUGAUAUCAUCAGAUGAUUCAGACAAUGAAAGAUCAGACCGUAAAGAGAUUAUUCGCAAAAGUCACCAAUUAAAAAUUGAAGAUGUUUUGAAUGGUCUCACGAAUUGGCUUGAUCGACUAUUCGAGGGUUCAGUUCGUCGUUAUUAUGUACCUGAAUGGCCUGAUAAUCUUAAGUAA
Molecule: messenger RNA, 2427 nt
Organism: Dracunculus medinensis (Guinea worm)
Lineage: Eukaryota; Metazoa; Nematoda; Chromadorea; Rhabditida; Dracunculidae
Source: the annotation of a GenBank genome assembly